CCUCCUUCUCUAAUCCCAUCUAGACAUCUAUACCCAGCAGCAAUCGCAAUGGCUCCCCCGGACGUGUUGAUGGUAGGAACGGGCGAAUACACCACCGGCUAUGUCGGCGGUGCCGCCUCAACAUCCGACAAGAAAGUCGGCGUGGUCGGCCUGACUCUGUUCGAUCUGCGUCGUCGCGGCAAAGUGAACAAUCUGAGCAUGGUGGGCGUGUCUGGCCACAAGUUCCCGGGCAUCCGCGCACAUCUCCAGAAAAACAUCUCUGAGGUCUAUAAUAACCUCGACGUGAACUUCACUUCAUUCCCCGCCGACGGCACCUCCGACCCAGAAGCUUAUAAAGCCGCUAUCGAUGCGCUCCCCGCCGGCUCCGCCAUUACUAUUUUCACCCCGGACCCUACCCAUUACCCCAUCGCUCUGUACGCCGUGCAGCGCAAGAUCCACGUCCUGAUCACCAAACCCGCCACCCAGCUCCUCCGCGACCACCUGGACCUCCUCGUCGAAUCCCGCAAGCACAACGUUGUCGUCUACAUCGAGCACCACAAGCGCUUCGACCCCGCCUACAGCGACGCCCGCGCCAAAGCCGCCAGCCUCGGCGACUUCAACUACUUUUACAGUUACAUGAGCCAGCCCAAGAGCCAGCUGGAGACGUUCAAGGCAUGGGCCGGCAUGGAUUCGGAUAUCUCGUACUAUUUGAACAGUCACCAUGUCGAUGUUUGUGAGAGUAUGGUACCGGAGUAUGUGCCGGUGAAGGUGACGGCAAGUGCGGCCACAGGCACGGCUGUCGAGCUGGGGUGCGCGAAGCAAACGGAGGAUACCAUUACGUUGCUGGUGGAGUGGAGGAAGAAGGAUGGGUCGAGGAUGGCCACGGGAGUUUAUACGGCGAGUUGGACGGCCCCGCAGAGGGCGGGAGUACACUCAAACCAGUAUUUCCAUUAUAUGGGCUCUAAGGGUGAGAUCCGCGUCAACCAGGCAAAACGUGGCUAUGAUGUUACGGAGGACGAGGCGGGUUUGAACUGGAUUAACCCGUUCUAUAUGAAGUAUGCCCCUGACGAGGAAGGCAACUUCGGUGGCCAGACCGGGUAUGGGUACAUCAGUUUUGAGAAGUUCAUUGAUGCCGUCACAGCCGUCAAUGAGGGACGGUUGACCCUGGACCAGUUGGAUCAGCGACCCAUCCCGACAUUGAAGAAUACCUUGGCCACGACCGCGAUUCUGCAUGCGGGGCGCAUCUCGCUGGAUGAGAAGCGGUCGGUGGAGAUCGUAAGUGCGGAGGGGAAGUGGGAGUUGAAGUAGAUUGGUAGAUAGAGUGUAUGGUAAUGUUCUAGAACGGAAUAAUGGAAUGAUUCUA
Messenger RNA from Aspergillus heteromorphus CBS 117.55, 1342 nucleotides. RefSeq names its product Gfo/Idh/MocA family protein. Gene Ontology annotation, molecular function: oxidoreductase activity; nucleotide binding. NCBI's taxonomy places the organism in Eukaryota, Fungi, Ascomycota, Eurotiomycetes, Eurotiales, Aspergillaceae. Gene Ontology annotation, biological process: NADPH regeneration. The transcript has 5 exons. The coding region runs from base 49 to 1287 and encodes 412 amino acids. The record is from RefSeq and is a predicted model, not a curated record. Gene Ontology annotation, cellular component: cytoplasm.